AUAAAACUGAAACGAACUUGAAAUUACGAUUGUUUGACGCGUGUGACCUGUCGACUAGCUGCACAAGUAAAAGUCUGAACUGAAAUCGUCUUUACAAUGACCAGCUGGACCCGGAUGGCGCUAUCGACAGUGCUACUCGCAGUAUUUUUGGUAAAUGUGGUCAGUGCCUGCGAGGACAGUUCAUGCUGCAGCAGUGCCAGCUGUGAGAGCUGUAGAUCCUCGUGUACCAACAGCUGCAACAUAGGUUGCGCUACUGGAAAUAACUGUUGCAGUAGUUGUAGAGCCAGGUGCUGCCAGCAGUGUUCCUCUACCGUUACGGUGCCAUCGUCGCCUACCCCAGACCGUAUAAUAAUAACACCGGCUCCCUCGCCUUACGUCGUUCCCGAAUCCUCAACGUCUAUCAACUCCACAAACGUAAAUAAUAACAACUUCACCGUGCCGGUGGAAGUACGGAUAGAAAACGUAAUCAGCAACCAUAAUAACAUAUCCGUUCCGAUUAACAUCACUGUGCAAACUUCCAAUCAAGUCCACAUCCAGUCUGAAUCAUCGGGGGUUGUACCGUCACCGUCUCCAACUCCACCGGUUCCAGUACCUGUUCCGACCUGUCAAAAUACCACCAAUUUCGUACCCGUACGCGUACCAUACCCUUAUCCGGUACAGUAUUAUCCUCGACCUACGACAGGUUGCUGUCACGUGGUACAACCGUGCGUACCACAAGGGUGUCAGUGGCAUACCACCCAAUGCGGUUCCUCUUGUCGCAGUCCUGUGAUGUUUCAACCCAGCAACCCCUGUCAGACAGGGUGUCAGCGAAUGGAUAGUUCUUACCAGACGUGGUGCUUUGGCAGGGACCACUGCCGCAAGAUUCCCGUUGAUUGUUCUCACUGUCCAAAUGAAUUCUACAACGACUAUUCCACCUUCGCCAGCUGUGGAGGCUGUUUUAGGCAAAAUUUCGGAUCCGACCUUCUCGGCCGACUGAGUUGGCCUUGGGCGUUUGGGGGCGGAGGUUCCAUGGCGCAAGCGCAGCCGUACGCUGAUCAAGGCGGCUUCGUUUAACGGAGAAAUGCGGCUUUUCGCGGUACUGUCAAUUUAGUUCAGUUAGUUUUGUUAUAAAGGUUUUAAAAAUGUACAUCUC
Messenger RNA from Cylas formicarius (sweet potato weevil), 1132 nucleotides. RefSeq lists its product as uncharacterized. The transcript has 2 exons. The coding region runs from base 97 to 1053 and encodes 318 amino acids. The record is from RefSeq and is a predicted model, not a curated record. Lineage: Eukaryota; Metazoa; Arthropoda; Insecta; Coleoptera; Brentidae.